CUCUGGUUUCCUGUAGAGAUGCUGGGCCCCAGAAUCUGGGCCUCUGUGAGGCAGGGCCUGGACAGGGCCUUGUUCAGAAACAUGGGGAGCUGGACCUCAGGAGAGGGAAAGAAGGUGGACAUCUCUGGCAUCUACCCCCCUGUGACCACCCCCUUCACUGCUACCAAAGAGGUGGACUAUGGGAAACUGGAGGAGAACCUGCACAAACUGGGCACCUUCCCAUUCCGUGGCUUUGUGGUCCAGGGCUCCACUGGCGAAUUCCCCUUCCUGACCAGCAUCGAGCGCCUGGAGGUGGUGAGCCGUGUGCGCCAGGUCAUGUCCAAGGAAAGACUCCUGCUAGCUGGCUCCGGCUGCGAGUCCACUCAAGCUACUGUAGAGAUGACUGUCAGCAUGGCACAGGUCGGAGCUGAUGCUGCCAUGGUCGUGACCCCUUCCUACUAUCGUGGCCGCAUGGACAGUGCUGCUCUCAUUCAUCACUAUACCAAGGUUGCUGACCUCUCUCCAAUCCCCGUGGUGCUCUAUAGUGUCCCAGCCAACACGGGGUUGGACCUGCCUGUGGAUGCGGUGGUCACACUUUCCCAGCACCCGAAUAUUGUGGGCAUGAAGGACAGCGGUGGUGAUGUGACCAGGAUUGGGCUGAUUGUUCACAAGACCAGGAAGCAGGAUUUCCAGGUGUUGGCUGGAUCCGUUGGCUUCCUGCUGGCCAGCUAUGCUGUAGGUGCUGUGGGGGGCAUAUGUGCCUUAGCCAAUGUCCUGGGGGCCCAGGUGUGCCAGCUGGAGCGCCUCUGCCUCACGGGGCAAUGGGAAGACGCUCAGAAGCUACAGCACCGUCUCAUCGAGCCCAAUGUUGCGGUGACUCGGCGCUUUGGGAUCCCAGGGCUGAAGAAAACCAUGGACUGGUUUGGCUACUAUGGAGGCCCUUGCCGUGCCCCCUUGCUGGAGUUGAGCCCCACUGAGGAAGAAGCGCUGCGUGUGGAUUUCAGCAGCAAUGGCUGGCUCUGAGGACAAGCAGGGCAUACCUGGCCUGAGCCACCGCAGUCUCCUGCCUUGCUCCCCCAGCCUGAAGAGGAGCAGGGGGA
Castor canadensis (American beaver) is the source of this 1079-nucleotide messenger RNA. It is a transcript of the gene Hoga1, whose product is annotated as 4-hydroxy-2-oxoglutarate aldolase 1. Gene Ontology annotation, biological process: glyoxylate catabolic process. Gene Ontology annotation, cellular component: mitochondrion. Lineage: Eukaryota; Metazoa; Chordata; Mammalia; Rodentia; Castoridae. The record is from RefSeq and is a predicted model, not a curated record. Gene Ontology annotation, molecular function: (R,S)-4-hydroxy-2-oxoglutarate aldolase activity; 4-hydroxy-tetrahydrodipicolinate synthase activity.